AUGGCUAUAGUUCUCUAUUUGUCAUAUAUUUUCUCCUUUGUUUUCUUAGCCUUUCAUGUACAAAAAGUAAGAAAGAAGCUCAAGAAAACAGACUCAACUUAUAACCUCCCUAAAGUUAAGAAAAAUUUCAACUUGGAGCUUUUGAGUUUAAAACGCAUCAAUUCGCACCAGCCGAUUAGAGAAGAAGAGCUCUCCAAUCUUGUCAAAUGGAUUGCUUCUGAGCAAGGAUCACCCAUUAACCUCACUCAAGCUGUAAUUUCUACGGUAUACACUAUUUUUUCAAAAGCUGCUUUCGGAAAGAAGUGCAAAGGCCAAGAAAAAUUUAUAUCAGCAGUGAAAGAAUCAAUAAAGAUUGCAGGAGGUUUUGACUUAGCAGAUUUGUUUCCUUCUAUUAGAUGA
Messenger RNA from Vicia faba (fava bean), 399 nucleotides. The record is from the annotation of a GenBank genome assembly. Lineage: Eukaryota; Viridiplantae; Streptophyta; Magnoliopsida; Fabales; Fabaceae.